This is a messenger RNA of Umbelopsis ramanniana AG, 2007 nucleotides long. RefSeq lists its product as uncharacterized. Gene Ontology annotation, biological process: trehalose biosynthetic process. The transcript has 6 exons. Bases 1 to 2007 code for a protein of 668 amino acids. NCBI's taxonomy places the organism in Eukaryota, Fungi, Mucoromycota, Umbelopsidomycetes, Umbelopsidales, Umbelopsidaceae. The record is from RefSeq and is a predicted model, not a curated record. Gene Ontology annotation, molecular function: catalytic activity. Gene Ontology annotation, cellular component: cytosol; alpha,alpha-trehalose-phosphate synthase complex (UDP-forming).
AUGGUCCCCGUCUUCCUAGACGAUGAGAGUGCUACCAAUCACUACGAAGGCUACUGCAAAACUGUGCUGUGGCCUCUGUUCCAUUAUAUCAUGUGGAACGACGCAACCGAUGGUAGACGAGAAGCUCGCGAGUGGAACGCUUACCACCACGUUAAUCAACAAUUUGCAAAGGUUGUUAUUGAAAAUUACCGUAAAGGCGAUAUCAUUUGGGUCCAUGACUACCAUCUACUUUUGCUUCCUGGUAUGAUUAGAGACCGUAUCCCUGAUGCUAAAAUUGGUCUGUUUGUCCAUGCACCAUUUCCAAGUUCAGAAAUUUUUAGAUGUCUGCCGAAGAGGGAAGAAGUGUUGCGUGGCAUGGUCGCUGCUAACCAAAUCGGCUAUCAGACCUUCUCCUACGCAAGACACUUCAUUUCAUCCUGUACUCGAGUGCUCGGCUAUGAAUCGACCCCUAAUGGUGUGUCUGUGGACGGGCAUCAUUGUCAAGUUGGAACCUUCCCCAUUGGUAUUGAUACAGACAAAGUGAAUCAGCGACGAAAAUCACCUCGCGUCGACGAUACCAUCAAAGCCAUCGGCGACCUUUAUGCAGGAAAGAAGAUCAUUGUUGGUCGCGAUAAGUUGGACUUGGUGAAGGGUGUACAGCAAAAAUUGGAAGCGUUCGAAUACUUUUUGAGCCACUAUCCUGAGUGGCAUAACAAAGUUGUCCUUGUGCAAGCAACCGAUCCAGCUAUUAGCGACAGCGCCAAAUUGGAGACUCGAGUAUCGGAAAUGGUUGCUCAUAUCAAUGGUACCUACGGCUCUCUCGAAUUCACCCCACUCCAUCAUUUCCACCACUUCAUUCAGCCAGACGAAUACUACGCUUUGCUCUCCAUUGCGGAUGCAGCCCUGAUCACAUCUGUCAGAGACGGAAUGAACACUACUAGUUUUGAAUACGUCAUGUGUCAAGAGGAGAAGCAAAGUCCACUCAUUUUGUCAGAGUUCACCGGUACGGCUGGUAGUUUGUCCGAAGCGCUAUUGGUCAACCCGUGGGACCAUGCCGGUGUCGCCAAAGCUAUCAAUGAUGCUCUUUGCAUGUCUGAAGAAGAAAAGAAGCUUCGACACAAAGUCAUGCAUGAUCAUGUCAUCUCCCAUAAAGCGGAAAAUUGGGCUCAUUCCUUCAUGAAGAAUCUUAUGUCAAGCAUCGCCACUGAAGAAGAGUCUGCCGAUACCCCUCUUUUGGACACCAAGUUGAUGUAUCAGCAAUAUCAAAAGGCUCACAAGCGCCUUAUAUUCUUUGAUUACGAUGGUACUCUCACUCCCAUUAAGAAAACCCCCGGAGCUGCACUUCCUCCGAAUGACAUGCUUCAAUAUUUGCAACUUCUAUGUGAUGACCCCAAGAACAUUGUAUGGGUUAUAUCGGGACGCGAUCAAUCUGCUCUUGACAAAUGGCUAGGAGGUAUUCGCAAUCUUGGAUUCAGUGCAGAACACGGUGCCUUCAUGAAGCAUCCCGCCAGCGACAAGUGGAUCAACUUGACGGAACACAUGGACAUGAGUUGGAAGCAUGAUGUGAUCGAGAUUUUCACCUAUUACACGGAACGUACGGCUGGUUCCUUUAUUGAGCACAAGCGAUGCUCUCUCACAUGGCAUUAUCGCUUGGCUGAUCCCGAAUAUGGAGCUUUCCAAGCUAAGGAAUGUCAGAACCAUUUGGAGAAUGCUGUGCUUUCCAAGCUACCGGUUGAAAUUCUUGUAGGCAAGAAAAAUCUCGAAGUACGACCCACCUCUAUCAACAAGGGUGAAAUUGUAAAGAGAUUGUUGGCGGCCAGUGAAGAUGCAGAUUUCGUCCUAUGCGCCGGCGAUGAUAAAACAGAUGAAGACAUGUUUCGAACUCUCCGAAAGUCUAAUAUCCCAGACGAUCAAUUGUUUUCUGUCACCGUCGGUACAGAAAAGAAAACCAUGGCUCUCUGGCAUAUACCUACAGUCCAAGACGUGAUUGAUUCAAUGGGCAAACUUGUCGAAACUAAUAGAUCUUAG